AUGAUCUGUCUCGUGGUUCAACAUUUUAACAUCAAUCGAAUUUUGUUGCUUAUCAUUGGUUUAUGGCCUUAUCAAAGAUCGCCUUUAGUUGAACUUCAAUUAAUUUUACUUUAUGGUACUCUAAUGGCUUUUAUCGUAUUUCAAUUGACGACAUUUAUAACAGUGGAAUGUACUCUGGAUCUUAUCUAUAAAGUUUUAUCUUUUGCAUUUCUUUGGCUUUGUUUUGUCAUCAAAUACAAUAUGUUUUGGAUUAAUGCCGAUAUUUUAAGGAGUUCGCUGAAUCAACUUCAAAAUGUGUAUAAUGAGAUAAAAGACAAAAAUGAAAUCGCAAUUAUAGAAAAAUACGGAAGCAGAGCGAAACGUAUUACAAUUGGACUUAUAUCCUAUUUCAAGAGGAAGAAGAAGAAGAAGAAAUCUCGUUCCCAUUCAUCGCCGUAUAUAGUAACAGAAUAUUUUAUUGAUCAAGAAAAAUAUUCCUAUUUAAUUACGCUGCAUAGACACGCAGCAGGUUUCAUCGGCACAAUGGCAAUGACAGCGACAGGAACUAUGCUCUUAACAUAUCUUCAACACACUUGCGCCAUGUUUAAUAUCGCUUGUUAUCGUGUUGAACGGGCGAUUGAUAUUUUACAAAAAGGUGGUUUGAAAAAUGAGCAAAAGAGUUAUGAAGAAAUAAUUCGCGCUGUAAAUAUUCAUCGCGAAGCUAUGAAGCUUAGCAAUUUUAUAAUAUCCAGUAUUGAGGGAUCAUUUUUUUUCUUGAUAGCCGCAGGCAUGGUUUGCCUGAGCUGUAACCUCCUUCUGGUCGCGUCAUUGACGAAUAACAUUGGACAACGUUUAUUAUCUCUAACUAUUGUAUUUGUCCUCUAUAUGUAUAUGUUUCUAUCCAAUUACACUGCCCAAGAUGUUACGGAUCACAAUGAAUAUGUGUUUGCUACAAUAUACAAGGUGCGUUGGUAUAUAGCUCCAAUACGUAUACAGAAGAUGAUACUUUUUCUGUUACAAAGGGGUACUAUAGAUUUCAAUAUUCUUGGUGGAAUAUUUGUAGCGUCCUUGCAAAGUGCCGCUUCGCUGGCGAGUACUUCUAUAUCAUACUUCACCGUUCUUUAUUCUACCCGGCAAAAUUAA
Molecule: messenger RNA, 1122 nt
Organism: Cataglyphis hispanica
Lineage: Eukaryota; Metazoa; Arthropoda; Insecta; Hymenoptera; Formicidae
Exons: 9
Coding region: 1-1122 (373 amino acids)
Biological process (GO): detection of chemical stimulus involved in sensory perception of smell; sensory perception of smell
Cellular component (GO): plasma membrane
Molecular function (GO): olfactory receptor activity; odorant binding
Source: RefSeq, a predicted model, not a curated record